CUCAUUCGCAUAAAUGGGGACAUUAUUCUUGGGGGCAUUUUUCCCAUGCACGAGCAAAUUAGUGGAAGAACUGAUGCACCAUGCGGUGCCGUCAAAGAAGAAAAAGGAAUGCAGCGAUUGGAGGCAAUGCUCUAUGCCAUCGAUGAAAUUAAUGCCGACGCUGACUUGUUACCCAACGUCACUUUGGGUGCUCUAAUCAUUGACUCUUGCAGCAGUGAUACGUACGCUCUUGAACAGUCCAUGGAAUUUGUUCGCUCUUAUAUGAAUCAAGACAUGACUGAAUACAAAUGUGAUUCGGGUAAACCACCGGUCCAUGUUCCUCACAAACCAAUCACAGCAGUUAUAGGAGCAUCAUUCAGUGUAGUAUCAAUUAUGGUAGCCAACAUACUACGUCUUUUUAAGAUUCCACAAAUUAGUUAUGCCUCAACAAGUACUGAAUUGUCGGACAAAUCCAGAUUCGAAUAUUUUAGUAGAGUCGUACCGCCGGACAACUUUCAAGCACAGGCUAUGGUGGAAAUCAUCAAAGAAUUAGGCUGGAAAUACGUCUCAACCGUCGCUGUGGAAGGAGAUUAUGGAGAAAGGGGAAUUGCGUCUUUUAUCGCUUACUCAUUGGAAGCAGGGAUUUGCAUAGCUGUCACCGAAAAAGUUCUAAGAAAUUCAAAAACAGAAGAUUUCGAUCGCAUUAUUGAGCGUCUUGUUCAAAAAUCAGCACGUGCCGUUGUCCUUUUUGUUGAUGAAGAUAAUACAAGGAAAUUACUACAGGCUACUAUACGUGCAAACAAAACUGGACAUUUUUUAUGGAUCGGAAGUGACUCUUGGGGUGCGAAAGUUUAUCCUGUUAGGGAACAAGAAAUAGCAGCCGAAGGUGCCAUCACAAUUCUACCACACAGAAAUGCUAUCAAAGAGUUUGACGAUUAUUACCGAUCCCUAAGACCGUAUAUAGACAACGACACCUGCAACUCCAGUGUAGGCACUAAUGUCCAACAUUAUGCAAACUCAUCUCUUGUUAUCAACUGCAGGAAUGGAUGGUUUCGUGAAUUUUGGAGUCAACAUAAUAAAUGUGGUUUUGAUAAUCAGCAGUUUAAGAGAAAAUGUACCGGACACGAGGUUAUUACGGGUUAUGAACAGGAAGGUCUGGUGCCCUUUGUCGUUGAUGCCGUCUACGCAGCUGCUCAUGCAAUUCAUAACAUAAUUGCUGAUACAUGUGGAGUCGAUCCAUUUUAUUUCUGCGCCAAAUUAGAUACACAACAGCAACAGCAUCAACAGCCCCUAUUUGGAACUCGAUUAUUAAAAUAUCUUCGUAAUGUUUCAUUUAUAGGUAGGCAACAAACCGAAGUGAAAUUUAACAUAGACGGAGACGCCUACGGAAGCUACAAUAUUUAUCAAUAUCAACGCCACGAGGAUGGAAAAUAUGACUACGUGCAAAUUGGGUCAUGGAAAGAAGUUUUAGACUUAAAUCUGAGCAGAAUUCAAUGGAACGGUACCGACGAAAUACCAACAUCAAUUUGUAGCGAGCCGUGCCCAUCGGGACACAUUCGAAAUUAUCAGGAUCAAUGCUGCUGGGUGUGCGUAUCGUGCAGAGAAGAUGCGUAUGUUUUCAAUGACAGCUGUAAAUCAUGUCUUCCCGGCUACGCUCCGAACAAUGAUAAGACUGAAUGUAUCAAGUUGAAGGCAUUAGUUAUCGAAUGGCUCAGCCCGUGGGCUUUGGUCCCUCUAAUAUUCAGCUCUGUUGGCAUUCUCGUUACGAUUUUCACCACUUGCGUUUUUGUUCGAUACAACAAAACUCCAGUAAUUAUGGCAUCGGGAAGAGAGUUGUGCUACGUUCUUUUGAGUGGUAUUUUAUCAUGUUAUUCCAUGUCAUUUAUUAUUCUAUCUAAGCCUACGGUGGAGACGUGUGCCGUUAUGAGAGUUGGAUUGGGACUUUGCCUGAGUAUUUGCUACAGCGCCAUAUUUACGAAGACGAACCGUAUAUCCAGAAUAUUCAACAGGGGCGUCAAAACUAUUAAAAGGCCUGUCUACACAUCACCUAUAUCACAAGUAGCCAUCGCUUUGGGAAUAGUGUCAAUUCAACUUAUUGGAGCCAUUGUGUGGUUAGUAAUUGAAAGGCCGGACAUACGAGAGAUUUAUCCAUAUCCGUUAACUGCAGUGCUGACAUGCCGUGUGUCAACAUUUUCACUCAUUAUGUCUCUUGUGUAUAACAUGAUACUGAUUAUAUUAUGCACUUGGUACGCGUUUAAAACUCGUAAGAUACCUGAGAAUUUCAACGAAGCUAAAUAUAUUGGGUUCACAAUGUACUCCACUUGCAUUGUGUGGCUGGCAUUUUUGCCAAUAUAUUUUGGAACGAAUAACGAUUAUAAGAUUCAAAUUGUGAGCAUGUGUAUGUGUCUGAACAUCAGCGCAACGGUGGCAUUGGGUUGCUUAUUCACGCCCAAAGUUUAUCUGGUGAUUUUUCAACCGUACAAAAAUGUUCGUCAAGGGAAUGGUGGUCAGGGAAUAAACAUGGAAAGACCUGCAUACAGCAUGCGUUUCACAGUUCCUAGGUCGCAAACGAUGCAAUCGAUGACGAGCAACUCAAAAUCACCAAAACUGGGAGCUAAGCAUGCGAACGGUGAUCCGGUUGUGAUGCCCAGUCCUAGUGUUGAAGAAAGCUCCUUGAGCUAAAUUUGUAAAUAAUUCCUAUUACUCGGCUGUAAGUAUGUAAAUAGUACAGAAUAAAUAUUGAAUCAUUU
Messenger RNA from Aethina tumida (small hive beetle), 2729 nucleotides. RefSeq names its product metabotropic glutamate receptor 7-like. Lineage: Eukaryota; Metazoa; Arthropoda; Insecta; Coleoptera; Nitidulidae. Gene Ontology annotation, biological process: G protein-coupled glutamate receptor signaling pathway; regulation of synaptic transmission, glutamatergic. The record is from RefSeq and is a predicted model, not a curated record. Gene Ontology annotation, molecular function: adenylate cyclase inhibiting G protein-coupled glutamate receptor activity. The transcript is spliced from 12 exons. Bases 46 to 2661 code for a protein of 871 amino acids. Gene Ontology annotation, cellular component: membrane.